This is a messenger RNA of Scheffersomyces stipitis CBS 6054, 9807 nucleotides long. RefSeq names its product E3 ubiquitin-protein ligase (gene TOM1). The record is from RefSeq and is a predicted model, not a curated record. Bases 1 to 9807 code for a protein of 3268 amino acids. Gene Ontology annotation, biological process: positive regulation of protein catabolic process; protein polyubiquitination; proteasome-mediated ubiquitin-dependent protein catabolic process. NCBI's taxonomy places the organism in Eukaryota, Fungi, Ascomycota, Pichiomycetes, Serinales, Debaryomycetaceae. The transcript has 2 exons. Gene Ontology annotation, molecular function: ubiquitin-protein transferase activity.
AUGAUUGUAGAAAAACGGGACCACUUGGAACGAAUGGAAAUGGCCAAGCCGAUGCGGUCUUUGAUCGAUGAUUUGACCAGUUGUAGCAUCAAGGAGUUGCCAGCUAAAUUGGAAGCUAACCUCAAGUGGGAAAAACCCAGGGGCGAUCUCUUACAUUGGGUUAGUGUAUUGAACCGAAUGGACGAAAUAUAUGAGGAAAUCAUCAACAAGUACGACUUGGAAAAUGAAUUCCCCAGACUACAGCUCUUCUCGCAAGAAGAACAGACCCUUAUAUGUUCCUGUUUGAAGUUCACGUAUAUCCUUCUUGACCAUUGCUCUGACAGACAAAUAUAUUCAAGCUCAGAACGUAUCUUUGCCUUGUUGAAUACGCCAACAAUUGAUGUCAGACUUCAUGCUUUGGAAGUAGCAGUGUUGAUUUCUGAGAAAUACGCUCAAUCCUCUUCUUCUAGAUACUCAGCUCCCAAGCAAAUCAAGAAUAAAGUUCUCCAAAUGGCGAGGUCUUAUCCUCCUAUAGUCCCUCCUAGUUAUGCAAAAGCUCACCAGGAAGAUCCCAAAGCUGAGGAAUCAGAUAAGCCCUCAGUGAUGGGAGACCACUUUAAUUUCAUCGACACAUUAAGUUCAAAAAAGAAAUAUCCUUCCAAAUGGAAGUCUCUAGAAUUUCCGUAUUAUAAGACAGUCUUGGUGAACGACCAGAAAAAAUCCCAACAACCAGGAUCUGAUAGAAAAAAGUCUGAGAAGACUGAUAAAUCUGAUAAGUCAGUUCAUCGCAGCGAAGGUUUAUCGACUUUCCAUUUGUCAGAAGAAUCUGUACGCAAGCUUACUCUAGAACAGAUAUACGACAAGGCAUCGGAUCUGAUUCCCAAAGAUUCGUGGUUUGAAUUUGGAUUGGUUGCGUCAGUUACAAAGGCUUUCAACACUAGAUCUUAUGAGUCUAUCAAGCUUCGUGAAAAGUUGCUUCAGAUCAAGUGUCUAGCAAUUGGCUUUGUGUGUUGCAUGUGUUCAAGCCAAUUCACCUCUUCUAGACUUUUUGAAGCUGAACCAUACAUUUUCAGUUUCCUUGUAGACUUGGUGCUGCCUACCAAUGACGACAAGGUUUCUACCCAGGUCUACUACGCCGCUACCAGAGCUCUUGAGUGCAUUUCUUCCAGGAAGCUCUGGGGAAGUGACAUUAUUAGAUGUAUGGGAGGAAAUGUCAACCAUGGGAUUUUAUUUCAAUGUAUAAGACACAUAAACAAGAUGGUCAGAAGCGAAGAUCCUAUCUACUUCGAAAGGGGAUACAUUCAUUUCUUCAACAUGUUGGGUAACUUGAUUAAUUCAAAGAACUUGAUCCCCAGAUUGACCUCUGGAGGCAUACUAAACGACUUGAUGUCGUUCUUUGACCUUCGUACAAAGUACAGGUGGUCCUGUUCAGCAGCUGUGCAUUUGACUUCAAACUACUUGAAGGCUUCACCGGACUCAUUUGAAGAAUUUGUCAAUAAAGAUGGUUUCAAUCUUCUUAUUAAUACCAUUAGGUAUGAAGUAAACUUUGCAUUACAGAAUCCAGAUUACGAUGGUGGCGCUCCUACCGAUGCAGUAGUGCACUACAGCAUAUCAUUCAGACAAGCCAACUAUAUCAAAAAUCUCAUGAAAUUGGUUUCUGAUCUCAUCCAGUCAGAUUCUGGAGACAGAUUGCGGAACUUGUUUGAUUCACCAUUAUUGGAGAGUUUCAAUCAGGUUUUACUUAAUCCCGAGAUCUUUGGGCCGUUGAUCUUGUCCACGACAAUAGAUUCCGUUUUCUUCAUUAUCCACAAUGAACCUACAGCAUUCUCUAUAUUGAACGAAGCAAAAGUGGUGGAUACAAUUUUGGACAAUUUUCACACCUUAUUUAUACCUUCAGGCAAUUUGCUUGUUUCUCUACCUGAAGUUAUUGGUGCAAUCUGUUUGAACAACGACGGGUUGAAGAAGGUGAAGGAGAAAGGAACGAUAUCCACUUUCUUUCAACUUUUCCAAGAUCUCGAAUGUCUGAAGGAAUUAGUCAGAUCAGAUAUGGCCACUAAUAUGGGCUGUUCUUUUGACGAGUUGGGAAGACAUUACCCAUCUUUGAAACCAGUCAUAUUGGACGCUACUAAGAAGUUGAUUGAGGAUAUAGUUCCGUACGCAAAUGAAAAAAUGGCUGGUGCCCGAUUCUACACUUCUUCUAAAGGAGCACUUUAUUACAGCGAAGAAGAGGAAAUUAUUGAAAAUGAAGAAGGAAAGAAUGAAAUUGAAAACUGGGACUCCACUGACAUGGCAUAUAUUUUGGAUAAUGUGUUUUUCUUCCUCGGAGGAUUGUUACAAGAUAGUGGCCAAUGGGGUACAGAUUCUAUGAAGGUGAUACCGUUCCAGCUUUGGUUGAAUUUCUUGACUAUGCCGAAUGCUCCUUUUGACUAUAUCACCUCUAAUGGAGUUUCUACAUUGUUGGGCAUUUUGAAGUAUUUUGAUGACGAGGGUCGUGAAUACGGAUUCCCUGAGUUGUUUUCCAGAUUAAAGGAACAAUUAGAAAAUCCUAUUAUUCAGGAAUUCUUGAAUUUUGACGACCCCAGCGUCUCCUUUUUCAGUAGAUUCGAAGAGGAAGAGGAGAUGGGUACCAUGUUUAUCCAAGAGUUCAAUAUCUUGCAUACUCUCCUCUACAUCAUGACCGAAAUCUAUGUAAAUCCUAUAUCUCUAUUCCAUGAACGUUUUCAACAAGUCUUGAAUGUUUUUGGUGGAACAGGAUUAUCUACAGUGACUGAUGUAGGCUUAUUGUUGAAGAGAGUGGUGUUAGAAGAAACUAUUAUUCGCACGAAUUUACCCUUGGAAGUAUGCAAACAAACAGAACGUGCACGAUCAGUCGCUCCGGAAAUUCCACCCCUUCCCAUCUGUGCUAGUGAACCUUCUUCCAAGCUGCUCAAGCAGGAUUUUACCAGUUCUAAGUUCAAGAACACUCUCCAGUUGAGGACUUUCAAUCACAAUUUCCAAACAUAUACUUCCAGUAUUUUCUGUUCUCUUGGUCGUGUUUGUCUGAGCAAAAGGCCUGAUUUUGCUUUGACACUGUGGCGGAGAGAUGCUGUAGCUCUAACAAUUGAAGUUGGUAGAGUCUUAAGUACGAUCUUUGAUGUCCAAAUAGACAAUGAGUACUAUUGGGAAUGCUAUGUGUUGAACAUUGCCACUGUCGUCUUAUACUCGUUGACCCUACGGGAUCGAAUCAAAGACUCACUUUACACUUCCUUGGCUAUUUCAUUGUUCCAGAAUGGAUUCUUUGAGAAAUUGAAAGAUUUCGCUCAUCGCCUAUGGAUGAAGAUCCUUCAGAUCGAACCAGAGGAGAUGAAGAAAACGAAGGAAUAUUCCUACAUCAGUAGAGACGAAAGUAGCGUUGUAAAGAAUGCCUUGAAUCUGCUGUUAGCCAUCUUUGUCAAAUGCGUUAAUACUGAAAGCUUUUCCAAUAUACCUUCUGCAAAAUUAUAUUUUCACACUGGAUACGGUAAAGAUGCUGAUAACAGAGUUACUUGUGCAUUACUAGUCCAAAUACGUUUGGUAGCAUUGGAGUUCUUCCAGUCGAUUAUUGGAACGCAGGUCCUUGAAACCUCUGGAUUGGUCGAUAGUAGAUGGGGACAUCCUGAGAACAUUCCUUCUCCUGUUAUGGAACAGGUAAUCCUGAUUGCCAAACAUGUGUAUUUGGGUAGAAAGGAAACUUUGGAUGCUGAAUUCAUCCCAUUACAUGUUAGCAACGUUUCUCCGCCAGCUGAACAAGUUUCUUAUCUUGUUUCAUUAGGUAUGACGAGACUGGAAGCAGACCAUUACUUCAGACACUUGCAAGAUGUGAGAGACAUAGCCAAUAAGAAAUGGCCAGAUUGUCCACAAUUUGAUAUUUCUGAAGAGCAAUGGGAGAAGUAUGGUCAAAUGAUCAGAGAAGAAAAUGCCAACUUCGAUCUUACCUUCCCAACUUACAGAAAGAGUUCCGAGCUUAGAGAAUUGCGUAAAAGUGGCAAGAACCUGCUCGUUGUGGAAUUUCUUGCUAUAGCUAAACAGUUUCCAAGGACUGUUGAUGCUAUUAACGAGUUCUUUCUUACUAUAUUUGUUGACGUUCAGGAAGUAGUUGGUAAGAUCUUCGAAUCCAUUGUAUAUCUUGUAGAUAUCCAGAAUGAUAAGGGUCAAAAUUUGGCUGUAUCCAUCCAUUUGCUUCAGUUACUCUUGAGAAAUGAAAGAUGGUCUCGUUCAAGUGGUCCCAUCUAUGAAAAGUUUGCCACUUUCAUAGCUAGCGAAAUCGAGAACCACGGAGAACUCAUAAAUGAGGAUUACUUCUCCCAUAGUUUGACCCUUUUUGAACAAAUCCUUGUAUUCAGAGAUUUUCCAGUUCCAGAACCAACUGAAUAUAACGAAAUCAAGUACAAUGAUAUCGUUUUGCCGUUUGUUAUUGACGAGGAAAAGAAUUCGCAAAUAUUUGAGGGAAUCUUGAAUUUGAAAAAUUUUACCAGUAUGACAUCGGUUAUUGCAGUCACAAGGAUCUUAGUCUUAUAUGCCAGGAACGAGACUUAUGUCAUGAGAAUAAUCAAAUCUGAUUUGUUCAAGGAGUUAAUAACACUUCCCAAACUUCUUUCUAAGAACGUAGCUGGAGUGGAAUUGUUGAAGACACCUUUGGUAAUUUUGAUCAGAAGAUGCCUUGAAACAACUGACGUUUUGCAUUCUCACUUUGCAGAAGAGGUUAGAAGCCAGUUUGGCUCUUCGUUCAAGAGAACGAAGGAUCUUCGUUCGUUUCUAAGAGAGGCAGCCCCUUGUGUCAUGCGCAACCCAGAAGCUUUUGUUGACUAUAUUUCUACCUGUAUUCGUCUUGAAGGCUAUGAUGGCCAUCCGCUGUUUUUCGAGGAUAAAUUGCCCAUUGUAAGAAUAAAGACACAGACAGUGGAAGAUGUUGAGAUGUCAGAAGCCGAUGAACAGAAACCUGUCGAAGAACAAAAGGUUCUAGGGUCCAGUGGGGUCAUGUACAUUCUUUUGAAGAACUUGAUGGAAGCUGUUAGGAGUGACUGGACAACUGAUACAACUGAAGAAUCAAACGAAAGUGUUGUUACUGGAACUGGCAACUACAACUAUAUCUGUUUCCUCGUCAAAACAAUAGCUGAACUUCUUGGUUCGUACAAACAGUCUAAGUUGGAAUUUUUGACUUUCUCCAGAAAGCCGAAUACUGAUGAAAAAGUGAAACCUCGUCCAACUGCUCUUAAUUUCUUUAUUCACCAGCUCAUACCCAAACAUCUGCUUGAGAAGCCAUCUGUCAUUGAGCUUUCUAGAAGGUCAAUGGUGUCCGCUCUUGCUAAAUUGGCAAUUACCUCUCUAGUGUCAACGCCUCUUUUGACUGAGAAAACUGUUCAAACCAUCAAAGAUGAAGAUAUUGAGAUGUCUUAUAUCAGAAAAUACUUCGUAGAGAUCUUGCUGAGAAUAUUUAAAGAUACUGCCAAUCUGUCAGCUGUGAAUACCUUGAAGUACGGUAAGUUAGCUGACUUAUUUGAGCUUUGUAGUUCGGUUAUCUCAACAAAGUAUCGUGAGGAGGGUGGUCUUCAAUUGGAUUCUGAAGGUACUAAAUGGGACAUCUUCUUCAUCACCAAAGCACUCUUAGAAAAACAGAUACCUGGACAAAUCACCUCGAUUGUUGCUGACUUGGAUUUGAACUAUCCAGAUAUCGAUAAGGUUAUCAAAGCUUCUUUGAAGACUGUUACUGCAAUCGCAAAGGCAAAGGUGGAAGAUUCCGAAGUUCAUGAAGGUGAACACCAGGGAGACAAAGAAGAUGAUGACAUUGUUCCAGAAGAAGUGGACGACAGGGAGGAAACUCCGGAUUUGUUCAGAAACUCCACCUUGGGCAUGUAUGACGUGGAUUUCGAUUCCGAUGAAGAAGAAGAUGAGUUAGACUACUUUGAAGAAGGACCAUUGGAAGUGUUGAUGUCUGGUGAAGACAUUUCUGCUUCUGAAGAUUCUUCAGGUCUUUCAGACUUGGACUCUGACAUGGAGGAUGAAGAUAUUGAGGAUGGGUAUCAAGAAGUUGAAGAUAUUAAUCAAGAUGUCAGUGAAGAUGAAUUAAAUGAAGACUUAGAUUCAGAAGGCAGUAUUGAUGACAUUGAAAUUAUCGAUGAGUUAGACCUUGGUUCUCACAGUGACAGAGGGGAUAAUGAGACUGAAGAAGGAGACAACGAAUCCACUGAUGCUUCUGACUUCUACGAUUUUGAAGAUGAUGGGGAAGUCAGUGAGUACGAUUCAGAAGUACUUGAUGGCUGGAUAGAGGAGUUUGAAAGAGAAGAUGACUCAGCCAAUGAAGGCGACGAAAGCGACCUUUUGGCAAGACUAGGCCGGAACAUUAUGGACGGUACGCGUAGACGUAGUCGUAAUGCGGAUGAUAACGAUAAUGAAUCUAGUGGAAGCAUUAGUGACAGCGAAGGUGACGAUUUGGAAUUUAAUCCUUCUAACACAAACCGCUCAGUGCUCGAUAGCAACGGUUUUCCAUCUCCUGCGUUAGCUGUGUUAUUGGAUAAUUUUUUUCGUGAUGCUGAUUUUGCUGUACAAGUCAAUGGUAUAGAAACACGCUUUGAUGGAAAUCGCGAUGGAAGCAUCACGCGUUAUUUUGAGAAUGUGAUGCGCAACAGGCAUAAGUCUGAUUCAGAUCCAGUUAGUCACAUACAUAUCAAAUCGGUUAAGGAUCGUUGGAAUGACUACUUGAGGAUCUUCUAUCCCAACAAAAAUAAGGACGCAAUUUUAUUUCGUGCUAUUCCAGGCAUUGUCAACAGAAUUGAGAGUGACAGUAUCGACUUGUUCAGAAGGAACAAGGAAGAAGCUGAUAGAAAGAGAAAAGAAAGGGAGGAUAAAAGGAGACAGCAGGAAGAAGAAGAAAGGAAGAGAAAGGAAGAAGAAGCUCAUGAACGCGAGCUUCAUGCUACAAACACAACUCCUCACGAACCAGUGAUUGUCCGUAUAGCAGAUAGAGAGGUUGACAUCAGUGGAACUGAUAUCGAUCCGGAGUUCUUUGAAGCUUUGCCGGAUGAUAUGAGAGAAGAGGUCUUCACGCAGCACGUACGAGAAAGACGAGCUAAUGCUACAAGCACCGGUUCUGAUGCCAGAGAGAUCGAUCCUGAUUUUCUCAAUGCUUUGCCUGACCAAAUAAGGGAUGAGAUUCUUCAACAGGAAGAAUUGGCCAGAGAUUAUGGAAUUCAUGAAAGAUUGGAUUCUGGUGAAUCAGAAGAUGAACAGGAAGAAUGGUACGAGGAGCCCAGAUUUUAUUCAAGAAAUGAAGAAACUGAAGAAACGAAGAAACCCAAGUCAAGGAAGGUUUUCUAUACACCUUUGGUAGAUCGUCAAGGGGUUUCAGCUUUAGUGCGUAUUCUCUUUGCACCUUUGACUAUCAACCAAAGAGAGAAUGUUUUCCAUACUUUGCAGUACUUGUGCUACAGCAAGCAGACAAGAUUGGAAGUCAUGAGUAUGUUGAUUGCAAUUUUGCACGAAUGUUUUACGAAUCAGCGCACAAUAGAGAAAAUCUACGCUCAGAUUUGUAGUCGUGCUUCUGGCAGCAAGGAAAUCAAGAAGCACAGCCAUCUUCCGGUAGGCUCCACUACUAUUUCAAUUGGUAUUCAGAUCAUUGAAGCAGUGGACUAUUUGUUGGAACGCAACACCCAUUUACGGUACUACAUUCUUACCGAGCAUGAAAAUCCGUUCAUUUUGAAGAAAGUCAACAAGAAGUUGAAGUUGAAGGAUUUCAGCAAAGAAUACAAAUACUCCAUCAAUUACUUGAUGAUGCUUCUUGAAAAUAACUUGGUAAAGAAUGACCAGACGUUCAUGGAUAUACUUGCCAGAGUAUUACAGAUCUCGACUAGACCAUUGCAUGUAUUGCAGAAGUUGGAAAGCGAAGGUGAGAAGAAUGAGAAGAAACAGGCUCCUCCAUUUCCACCUCCAGUUAUCCCCAACAGCAAUUUCCGUCAAAUCAUCAAAAUUUUAACUGCUAACGAAUGUUCCAAUACGACUUUCAGACGAACCAUUAGUGCCAUGCAAAACUUGUCAGUAUUGUCGAAUGCUCAAAACAUUUUUUCGUUAGAGCUUUCAGAACAGGCUGCUGCUUUGGGUCUAUCGAUUGUUGGAGAUUUAAAAUCUUUAACCACAGAACUCACUCAGUCCACUUCGUUUAAUACUGAAAGUAAGUCAUUUGGCAAAUUCAGCGCAGCGUCUUCGGACCAAGCUAAGUUAUUAAGAAUUUUGACAGCUUUGGAUUAUAUGUUUGAAUCGAGAGAAAAGGAUAGGGAUAUAGAAAGUGAUGCUGCUGCUCUUGGAAAGUUAGGCGAAAUUCAGGAGUUGACUGACUUGUACAAGAAGCUUGGACUUGGUAACCUUUGGGAUGCACUCAGUGAUUGUUUGCGUGAAUUGGAAGAUAAACAGGAUUUGGCUAAUGUAGCCACGGCUUUAUUGCCCUUGAUAGAAGCAUUGAUGGUGGUCUGCAAGCACAGCAAGGUUCGUGAACUACAGAUCAAGGAUGUAGUGAAAUAUGAAGCCAAGAAAAUCGAUUUCACCAAGGAACCGAUUGAGAGAUUGUUCUUCUCAUUCACAGAUGAGCAUAAGAAGAUCUUGAACCAGAUGGUUAGAACUAAUCCAAAUCUUAUGAGUGGUCCAUUUGGCAUGUUGGUUAGAAAUCCGCGUGUAUUGGAGUUUGACAACAAGAAGAACUACUUUGAUCGCAAGUUACACUUGGAGAAGAAUGAAAACUCGAAGCUCUCUAUCAACGUUCGCCGUGAGCAGGUCUUCUUGGAUUCGUAUAGAUCUCUUUUCUUCAAGUCUAAGGAUGAAUUCCGGAACUCUAAGUUGGAAAUCAACUUCAAGGGCGAAUCUGGUGUUGAUGCUGGAGGUGUUACCCGUGAAUGGUAUCAAGUAUUGUCCAGACAAAUGUUCAAUCCAGAUUAUGCUUUAUUUUCUCCAGUUGCUUCUGACGAAACUACAUUCCAUCCUAAUAGAACUUCGUACGUCAAUCCUGAGCAUUUGUCGUUCUUUAAGUUUAUUGGAAGAGUCAUUGGUAAAGCUAUAUAUGACAAUUGCUACUUGGAUUGUCAUUUCUCACGUGCUGUCUACAAACGUAUCUUGGGCCGUCCAGUAUCAUUAAAGGACAUGGAGACGUUGGACUUGGAGUACUUCAAGUCAUUGAUGUGGAUGUUGGAGAACGAUAUUACCGAUGUCAUCACUGAGGACUUCUCGGUAGAAACAGAUGACUACGGUGAACACAAAAUCAUUGAUUUGAUUCCCAAUGGAAGAAAUAUUCCUGUCACAGAAGAGAACAAACACGAUUACGUAAAGAAAGUUGUUGAGUACAGAUUGCAAACUUCAGUUGCUGAACAGAUGGACAACUUUUUGAUUGGGUUCCAUGAAAUAAUCCCCAAGGAACUUGUUGCCAUCUUUGACGAACAGGAGUUGGAGUUGUUGAUUUCGGGCUUGCCAGACAUUAGUGUCAUCGACUGGCAGAGUCACACAACUUACAAUAACUACUCUCCGUCGUCGUUGCAGAUCCAAUGGUUCUGGCGUGCUGUCAAGUCGUUCGAUAAUGAAGAAAGAGCCAAAUUGCUUCAGUUUGCAACUGGUACUUCCAAGGUGCCGUUGAAUGGUUUCAAGGAGUUGAGUGGAGCCAAUGGAACAUGUAAGUUCAGCAUCCAUAGAGAUUAUGGCCUGACGGAGAGAUUGCCAUCUUCUCAUACUUGUUUCAACCAGAUAGACUUGCCUGCGUACGAGACAUAUGAAACUUUGAGAGGGUCGUUGUUGCUAGCCAUCACCGAAGGUCAUGAAGGGUUUGGUUUAGCAUGA